AUAGUUCUUCUUUAUUAUACAAUUGUUAUCUACAUUAGUAAAAAAAUAAGAUAUGUAGUAAAAACACAUCAGUAUCGAUGUUUUAUGUUAGGAUCGAUCCUUUUCGAUACAACCUCAGCAUCGGAAGUAUCGAUAUUUCAGCACCGAUGCGCCCGCCCCUACCUCUCUUCGGUCAGGAGGAGGAGAAUCAUUUUUAGUGGAGCAGAUGAACACAAGCAGCCGAGAAGAUAUCCCGGGAUAUGCUUUCGCAUUCUGACGUCUCCAUUUUACUGUCGGCGGAAAGAAAUCGAAACUUUUUCUUUGUUUAGAGACGAGAAGACAAGAAGAGCGCUUCCUCAGCCGCACGCGCACUCCAGAUGUUUCAUGUUUGAGAGAGCAAGACCUACAAUUUAUUCAGCUCUUCUUAGGGAUACAUCUCGUUUUAUAUUUAUAAGAAAAACCUUUGAAUGCAUUUGAAUAUUUAUUAUAUGUUUUGCGGUGCAAAAUGUUUUUUUUUGCAACAGAGUUUGCGUCAGUAUUUUCUAAAUAAUGACAAUUGUUUUUUUAGCAGUUUUUUGUAAACGGGUUGUGAGAAAAUGAGUGUCAGAUGGUUUAUUGGAUGUUUCUUGGCGCUGUGGACUGUUUGUGGAUCUGUCCAGACCCAUCAGGACUCGAAACACGAGCGGGAAGAUAAUAACGUAAUUAACCUUCUCGAGGUUCUCAACUAUACUCGCUCCCACCGGGGAGUCUCCAAGACCAAAGGGCAUGAUCCCGAGACGCCCGCCUGGAGAUUCCGUUCAAGCACGCCUCAUCUCACGCUACAACGAGACGCAGCAAAAUACCUCCGUGGCACCUUACGUGGUGUGCUGGGUUUGCACCUGGUGGGCCGACAGAAGAAAAACUCAAAGGCCACCCUAAUCUCCUUCAGCUCCCCUGAUCACCUGAAGCAGGACGGACGUCCCCUGCUGGAGCUCGUCUCCAACACUCGAGCGGAUCGGCUGCAGCUGGAGUUCAGGUCAGCAGAAGGCUUGCGGCCCGAAUCGGUGAAGUUUCCGGUCGGGAGCCCGUUUGCGGGGGGUGGUUGGGUGAGAAUGGCUUUAAGCGUGGAGCCCAGGCAGGUGGUGCUGUUUGUCGAAUGCCAGGAAGCCGUGGUGCUCAAAUUGAAAAAAGGUGGCAGAAUUCUGACUCUGGACUUCCCGCACGAUCUGCAAGUCACGUUCUCAAGCACUGCAGGACACAAGGCCAGCAAAUUCAACGGUUAUUGGCAGACAGCUGAACUCUCCACAAGGGCAUAUGAGAGACGUCCAUGGUUCUGUGACAAUGUAACAGACCUCAUGCAAGAACCAGCCCAGCCCACCGGGCAUCCCAUACCAGAUGUGAUGCAUGACCAGGGACACCAUGAAGGCGGAGCAGAAUUAAGCUACCCCGAACCUCCAGGGAUGCCCAGUGACUCAGUCCAGCCUUUCGGCCAACUGGAGAACCACCUGCAUAGCAUCAACACCAUGCUGGACAUGUUAAAAAAACAGAACGCUCACCUGGAGGCUCGGGUCGAGUACCUGGAGUCGUGUGACUGUGUGAAACGUAAAUGUGAAUGGAAGGGACAUCAGAUGGACGAGGGCUCCCGUUGGUCUCCUGACAGCCACAGCGUGUGCUGGUGUACCUCUGGAAAGGUUCAAUGCGAACGCAUGAAUGAAUGCAGCUUUAGCGGUAACAUCUAUAACAACGGGGAUAUCUUCAGCCCGGACGACUGCUCCAAGUGCACGUGUGAGACUGGACGAGUGGAGUGUGAUGUGAUCACAUGCCCAUCAGUGUCUUGCGAUGAGACGUCUGUUCAUUCUAGAUCGUGCUGUCCUGUCUGCCCAACAAGAUGUGAGCAUGAAGAUGAGUUCUUUGAGAAUGGCGAUGUGUUUGUGUCCCGAUCAAACCCCUGCCUCAACUGCAUCUGCUCUAACAGCCGUGUAUCAUGUGAGCCAAUUCAGUGUCCGCCCACUUUGUGCCCGAACCCCUACAGAAGACCCGGCCAGUGCUGCCCAACCUGCUCGGCAUGUGACGUAGACGGUCGUCCAUACAACGGCUCCUUCAGCACCGUCGAUGGCUGUCAAAUCUGCACGUGUCAGGGUGGGAAUCAAGCGUGUGUUGAUGUGCAUCGGUGUCCACAAACGUGUCAAGAUGGAGUGAAGCCGCCCUUUGGCUCCUGCUGCACAGACUGUUCUCGCUGUAACUUCGAGGGGCAACUUGUCCCAGACGGGGUUUCCAUUCCGGUCCCCCGUGACCCAUGCAAACACUGCGAGUGCAAUGCGGGGAAUAUAGAGUGUAACACUGAGUCCUGUCCUUCACUUGACUGUGAUUUGGUGGAGACUAUAGGUGGACAGUGUUGUCCCAGGUGUCGAAGUUGUUUCCAUAACGGCUCGUGGCACUUGCAUGACACACGGUGGAAGGACCUGAAUGACCUCUGCGUCACCUGUACAUGCAAGGAGGGACAGGUGCGCUGUGCGAGUGAAAGUUGUCAGGUGUCCUGUAGGAACCCUGCCUCUAACCCCGGAGCCUGCUGUCCUGUCUGUGAUGAUUGUAGUUUGAAUGGAGUGAACAUCCCGAACGGGGAAAGACUUCAGUCUGGAUCCCAGUGUGAAGGCGACUGUCGCUGUGAGAAUGGGAAUAUUCACUGCGUUCCACACCGCUGUCCACAAACACCCUGUCAUCAUCCAGUCCAGAGACCAGGAGAAUGUUGUCCCCGGUGUGAGGAGUGCAGAUACGAGGGUGAAGUGUACGCAGAGGGUCAAACCUUUGUUUCCAGACAGGAUCCAUGUGUAACUUGUCAGUGUUUGGGUGGACAGGUGUCAUGUGACCCCAGAGGAUCCUCAUGUCCAACUGCACACUGCACCUACCCGGUGAAACGUGAACAAUGCUGCCCUUCAUGUCAGAUGUGUGAAUAUGAAGGAAGGGUUUACGAAGAUGGAAGUGUGUUUAGGCCGCCCGGUGAUGGACCCUGCCUGCAGUGUACAUGCAAGGGAGGAGACGUGACAUGCCAUAACGAAAGAUGUCCUACUUUAACUUGUGACAGCCCCAUUCGUCCUCAUCCUAAUUCCUGCUGCCCGGUGUGUAGAGGAUGUGAGUGGAAUGGUGUUCAGUAUCAGGAAGGAGCCUCAUGGACGCAUGAAGGCAGAAGCUGUUCUUGUGUAGGGGGACGUGUGAAUUGCGACUGCCCUCCUGCUCUGGCUCCAACUCCCGUGCCCUGCCCAGAGAACACGCCACAACCAGAUCCUUGUGGCCAGUGCCAACAUAAUAACCGUGUGUAUGGAAACGGGCAGACCUGGGCAGACCCGGAGAAUCCAUGUGCACAAUGCUCCUGUCAGGAUGGCAGUGUAUAUUGUGCCAUGCCUGAAUGUUCACCUCCUGCAUGUUCUAAUCCAUACACACCCCACGGAGAGUGCUGCCCACGCUGUCCACCAGACUGUGAAUAUGAAAACCGCAUCUAUACUAACGGUGACAUAUUCCCGAAUCCCUCAAAACCAUGUGAGGACUGUGUUUGUGCUGAUGGCGGUGUGACCUGUGGAAAUCACGAGUGCCCAAAACCCAACUGUCACUAUCCUCGCCAGGGGCAGUGCUGCCAAAACAACUGCAAUGGGUGUAGUUAUGCGGGUAAUGUUUAUCCUAACGGAAUGGAGUUUCCACAUCCAACAGAUCGCUGCAGGUCCUGCCACUGCACCAAUGGACAUGUCCAUUGUCAGAUGAACAGAUGUCCGGCAGUGCCGUGUGUCGAUGCUUAUUUUCCGUCAGGAGAAUGCUGCCCCCAGUGUCCAGAGUCCCCUGCUGAAUGCAUUGUUGAAGGACAGUCUUAUGGACACAUGCAGCAAUUCUAUCAUCCCUCUGACAGCUGUCAAUCAUGCUCCUGCAUCAAUGGGACAAUGAACUGCAGGCAUACGCCCUGCCCUUCUGCUGUCUGUUCCCACCCUAUUAUUCAAGACUGCUGUCGCACGUGUGAUGGCUGUCUGUAUAAAGGGAGGGAACAUGCUAAUGGUGCCACAUUUGAAGACGUGUCAGACUCCUGUUCAACUUGUGUUUGUCGUGAUGGAACGGUCAAGUGUGAGAGGAGGCAUUGUUCACAACACAACUGCCCCUUCCCUGUACAGGGCCAAUGCUGCCAGCGCUGUGACGGCUGUGUGUAUGCUGGUGUGGAAUAUCAGAAUGGUCAGGAAUUCCCAGACCCCGCCGAUCAAUGUGGCCGUUGCGUGUGCAUGAAUGGUGACGUCACUUGCAAUCGGAGGCAGUGUCACCGUUCAGGGUGUAGCCACCCCAUCACUCGGCCAGACCAAUGCUGUCCUGUGUGUGAUGACUGUCUGUAUCAUGAAAGAGUGUUCGCGGAUGGCGAGACAUUCCCAUCACCCACAGUUAGCUGCGAGGAGUGCACAUGUUCAAGGGGUGAUGUUCGCUGUUAUCCCAGGAACUGUCCGAACGUCCCCUGUCCUCACCCUGAGCAGGACCCUUGUGCCUGUGGAGUGUGUGAAGGCUGUAGUUUCAACGGUCGUGAAUGUGGAAACGGAGAGGGCUUCCCUGAUCCCAACAAUCACUGCCAGGGCUGUACCUGCCUGAACGGUAGUGUGUCAUGCACACCUGUGUCGUGUCCUGAAGUCCCCUGCGGGAGGCCCGUGCGUCCUCCAGGUGAGUGCUGCCCCGUGUGCGCUGGGACCUGUGAGCACCUGGGGCAGGCGUAUGAGUCUGGUUCCACAUUCACCCCGGCCGAUGAUCGCUGCUCCACCUGCACUUGCCAGAAUGGGCAUGUCUCCUGUUACAGGAACUCAUGCCCUCAGCAGUGCACGCAUCCGGUGCAUUCUGCGGACUGUUGCCCUGUGUGUGACACGUGUUUGUAUGAAGGGCAGCGUUAUGAAAACAUGCAGCUGUUCUACGCUCCCUCGGACCCAUGCAGACGCUGUGUGUGUAAUAUCGGCUCUGUUACGUGCAGUUCUGUUAUCUGUCCUCCGCUUUGGUGCCGGGACCCCAUCACCCUGCCGGGACAGUGCUGUCUGCGGUGUAGAGGGUGUGUUGAACAAGGUCGGGAAUAUCUUGAGGGUCAGAGUUUGACCUUGCCGUCUGAUCCUUGCUCUACAUGCACCUGUGUGGACGGUGAAUUGAGCUGUGUUGGACCUCAGUGUGCCAAGUUGACUUGCAUGCACCAGGUCACCAAUCCAGGCUCAUGCUGUCCCCGUUGCAGAGGUUGUAUAUAUGACGGUGUUGAGCACUCUGAAGGCACCACGUGGUUUGCGUCCAGUGGACCCUGCAUGUCCUGUAUGUGUGUGGACGGAGUGACCACCUGCUCCGAGGUCCACUGUCUCUCCACCUGUCUGAAUCAGAUCAACGUCCCGGGUGAAUGCUGCCCAGUUUGCGCAGAUUGUGUGUUUGAAGGCCGUGUGUACAGUCCAGGAGAGACUUUUAACCCAUCGGAUGACCCUUGUCAGAUCUGCACCUGUGAGGUCAUGCUAGACGGAGAGCAACAUCUGCGCUGUUACAGGAAACAGUGUCCGAGUCUGGUGAACUGUCCCAAACAUAAUAUACUGUACAGCAGUUCUGAUGCCUGCUGUCCGGUCUGUGCACAGCCUCUGAGUAACUGCACAGCUACACUGGUUGGAAAUGAAGUGUUGGCCACAGAUGAUCCGUGCUUCACCUGUCAGUGCAAGGAUUUGACAUGGACGUGUAUCCAUCGAGGCUGCCCCUCCCUCAGCUGUCCACUGUCCGAGCGGCACACCCCGCUAGACUCCUGCUGUCCCGUGUGUGACGAGUGUGUGUUAGACAGUGACAAGUCCCGUGUGACGAAUGGCUGGAAAUGGACAGACGAGGAGAAUGAGUGUAUCACCUGCGUCUGCAACCAAGGCCACGUCGAGUGUGACCUGCAGGAGUGUCCUCUACUCGAUUGUCCAGACGGGUCGUUCAGAGUGAAGAAUCCUGGGAAGUGUUGCUAUGAAUGCACAGAUGUCAUUAGUGUGGUUUACACCAUAGACACCAGCACGCCGUGUGUGUAUGAGGGACGUCUGUACACCCACAAUGACCACUGGGAGGUGGACGAGUGCACGUCCUGCACCUGCGUGUCCGGAGACGUGCACUGCCAGACGCAGAGAUGCCCUCCGCUUACAUGCGCCUCGGAUGAAACGCCGGCUCUCGUGCCUGGAAUGUGUUGUCCUCACUGCAUUCCUCGGCCGGCCACGUGUAUCGUGUUUGGAGACCCUCAUUACCGGACUUUCGAUGGCAAGAUGGUGAACUUCCAGGGCUCGUGUACAUACGUGUUAGCUAAUGACUGUGAGGGUGGAGACUUCAGUGUCCAUGUGUCCAAUGACGACAGAGGUCGUAAGGGAGUGUCUUGGACUAAAGAGGUCACAGUGUAUGUCGGUGAUGUUGUGGUACAACUUUUUCAGGACUGGGUUGUCAAGGUUGAUUAUGAGCCCGUCUCCCUGCCGUUUCUUAAAGAGCCUUAUGUUUACCUGGAGCGUAAGACCAACACCAUUCUCCUUAACACCAAUGUUGGGCUAAAGGUGUUGUGGAACGGUCGCUCUCAUCUGGAGGUCAGUGUUCCCGGCACCUAUAAGAAGCACAUGUGUGGUCUCUGUGGCAACUUCAACAACUACCCUCAGGACGACAUGAUACUCCGCAACGGACAGAUCACCAACUCUGAAGCAACGUUCGGAAACAGCUGGAAGGUGCACGACUCACAGGUCGGCCUUGGAAACCACUCGAAUGUUCAGUGUUCUGAUGCAAGGAACAUUAACCCGUGUAAGGAGGCCGGUUACUCCGCCCGUAAGACGGCGAACGCAAGAUGCACGGUCCUGAAGUCUCCCGUCUUUGAGCGCUGCCACAAAGUGGUGCCACCCGAAAUGUUCUUCGCUUCAUGCGUGUAUGACCUAUGUGCCUGCGGGUCCAAAUUGGAUCUGUGUUUGUGUGAUGUGCUGGAGGCUUACGCGUCUGAGUGCCGCGAGGCUGGAGUGGUCCUGCAGUGGAGGUCGCCCACACUCUGCGCCGUUGGUUGUCCGACAGACAGAGGUUACGUGUUUGAUGAAUGCGGACCGCCGUGCCCUAAGACGUGCUUUAAUAAAGACAUACCUCUGGGUGUGAUCGAGGCUCAUUGCUUUAAACCUUGUGUGCCGGGGUGCCAGUGUCCCGCCGGACUGGUGGAACACAACGCCCACUGUAUUACCCCUGAGAAAUGCCCUAAAAUUAUCCACGGCAAGGUCUGAGUGAUGCGAACAACAAGAGGUAUCCACACUGCGAUUGAUUCAUUCAAUGAAUUCUGGGAUCUGAUGAACUUACAUCUUAGUGAUCUAACAGUCGUCGGGAAGCCGCUGGAUUGUUUGUUUUUGUUGACUUUUAUCAAACUUAUUCUGUCUCUGAAAUGGUUUUCUGUUUGGACAUCAUUCCAAAUUCAUGUCACUUUUUAACCCUGUCCGUCUAAUAACCUGGCUCCAUUCUGAUAUAUAACACCCACAAAUACUCAAAAAUAUUGAAAAGAAUCGGGUUAUUUCAUGUUUACUUUCUUGAAUUAUUGAAUUUAAACAUUAAUGCUCAAAAAUACUAUAAACACACGAAUAAUCCUCUGCUGUACACAUGAUUUUAUUUUAUUGUUGCUACUGUCUGUAAGAUUUACCAAGUGUUAACCUGUCCAGCUUCCUAGCAGAGCUUCUAACAUCAUGAGAAAUUCAACAUUUCUCUUUCGCUAAAUAAGUAAUGAAUAAUUCUGGCCGUUCUUUUUCGUCUCGAUAUUUAUAAAUCAAUUGUUAUGACCUAAACAUUCAGGAAGUGACAAUCCGCUUAAUCCGCUUUUUUUGAUCCACAAUCCGUUUUAUAAUCACUUUAUGGCACUGAAAGGGAUUUUGUUUGCUCUGGCACUGGUGUUGUGAAUGAAUUGUUUUGAAUAAAUGGGUUUUAUGAGCCAUGUGUUAAACUGACAGUAAUAAGAACAUUUAAACAAGGAGGGCAUGUAUUAACAGAUUAAUAAUAAGCUAUAGAUGUUAUAUUCAUAAAAAAAUGUUAUCCUUAAUCCGUUACUGUUUGUAUGUUUUAUAUUCAUUGUGUUGAUAUGUUUUAUUGUGUCAUGUUAUUACAUUAAAUUCCACCCUCACCCUG
Messenger RNA from Triplophysa dalaica, 8085 nucleotides. RefSeq names its product kielin cysteine rich BMP regulator (gene kcp). The transcript is spliced from 48 exons. Gene Ontology annotation, molecular function: protein binding. The record is from RefSeq and is a predicted model, not a curated record. The coding region runs from base 576 to 7199 and encodes 2207 amino acids. NCBI's taxonomy places the organism in Eukaryota, Metazoa, Chordata, Actinopteri, Cypriniformes, Nemacheilidae.